AUGGAAGCCCAAGUCUUUACUCCAGACGCCGCUCAAGAUGCACUCAAUGCUGCGAUCAAAGCUAUUCCCGCACAAGAAAUCGAUUCAACGUUCAAAUCCAGCAGCAUUGACCUCGUAAACAAAGCACUUGGCUCCAAAAUCCUUUCCUUCUCCGACGAAUGGUUCGCCGCGGCCGAGAACCUCACCACACCCACCCCGCCAAUCCGCAAACCAGGCGUCUUCACCUACGCCGGAGCCUGGUACGACGGCUGGGAGACCCGACGCCAUAACACAGAAGAAUACGAUUGGGUGGUAAUCAAACUCGGCGUCGCGAGUGGAAAAGUAAGAGGCGUAGAAAUCGACACAGCAUUCUUCGACGGAAACCAUGCACCCGAGAUCGCGGUCCAAGGAACCUUCAACACAGAAGAUGUCGCCGACUCAGAAGUCUCGAAAAAGGAAUACAGAAAAUGGGAAACGAUCCUAGAAAAACAACCCUGUGGUCCCAGUCGUAGACAAGCCUGGAAACUCCCCAGCAUCACGGAAAAUCCCUACACUCACGUCCGUUUACUGAUGUACCCAGACGGCGGCAUCGCCAGGUUCCGACUCUUUGGAGACGUAGUUCCAGUCUUGCCCCAAGACGUGAAUGCAAUUUUCGAUUUGGCAGCUACAGUCAACGGCGGCGUAGCAGUUUCCUGCAGCGACCAACAUUUCGGAACAAAAGAUAAUUUACUCCUCCCCGGACGGGGUGUGGAUAUGGGUGAUGGAUGGGAGACGAAGAGAAGCCGAGGCGAACAUAUCGAUUGGACGAUCAUAAAAUUAGGGACUCCGGGUCAGAUUGUGAAGGUUGUGGUUGAUACGGCGCAUUUUCGAGGGAAUUUUCCGCAGAAGGUGCAGGUUUUUGCUGCGGAGAGGGAUGGGAGUCGCGUGCCGGGACAUGAGGAUAAGGGGUGGGUGGAGGUUUUGAGUCCGGUUAAGCCGGGACCGGAUCGGGAACAUGAGUAUGUUGCUGGAAAGGAGUUGAAGGAGGUGGAGGGGAGGAAGUAUGGGUUUGCGAAAUUGGUUAUUAUUCCGGAUGGUGGGGUGAAGAGGAUAAGGGUUUUUGGUAAGAGGGCGUAA
Messenger RNA from Pseudocercospora fijiensis CIRAD86, 1095 nucleotides. RefSeq lists its product as uncharacterized. Bases 1 to 1095 code for a protein of 364 amino acids. The transcript has 2 exons. Gene Ontology annotation, biological process: allantoin catabolic process. Gene Ontology annotation, molecular function: allantoicase activity. The record is from RefSeq and is a predicted model, not a curated record. NCBI's taxonomy places the organism in Eukaryota, Fungi, Ascomycota, Dothideomycetes, Mycosphaerellales, Mycosphaerellaceae.